Sus scrofa (pig) is the source of this 1571-nucleotide messenger RNA. RefSeq lists its product as uncharacterized. NCBI's taxonomy places the organism in Eukaryota, Metazoa, Chordata, Mammalia, Artiodactyla, Suidae. The record is from RefSeq and is a predicted model, not a curated record.
CAGUCCUAUCUAUUUCCUCACAGCAGCACUUGUGCUCUGGACCGAGCUUUGUCGUCCAUUGCUACCUGUACUGCCAGGUUAUCCUUUCCACUCUAGAAGUCUCGCCUUUGUGCUGCAAGUUUCAAGUGCUGAGGAGCUCAAGAUUAUACAUAACCAAAGAAAUGAGACACACCCUUUCUUUGAGUCUCACUCACCCAUGGGAGGCACAGAGCUCUAGAGCAUCCAUCAGCCAAGAGAAAAAUACAGGUUGUCUAGUUUUCACCAACUGCACACUUUUCCAUCCCUGAAACGUGUCACCCUCUCCUUUCUUAAAGUCUUGCAACUGAGUUUGUUUUCAGAACUAGGCUGUUUUAGGUAGACACGGAUCGCUUACUGCUUAGUCUCAUCGUAAUUUGAGAGAGCUGCCCAAGAGACUCCAAAAUGCAGGAAACUUCAAACAACAAUCAGUUCAUCGAAGCAGCUGGGGGAAAAAAAAUCUUUGCAAGGCAUCCCAACCUUUUUUUGUUCAUGAGUUUAAAAAAAAAGGAGGCGGGGGAAUCUAUAUUGACCAGAAACCAGAGCCCUCUGGAAACAGCCAGCCACUGACAGUGACCUUAGCCUUGGAAAUCAUGGGCGAAAAUUCCCCUCGGUUUCCCUUACAUUUCCUUUCGGGGGGAGGCAACAAAGCAAAAGAAUGGGCUGGUUUGAUCCCGUGAUCACUUACAAGGCCAGCUGUUCCCCAGUGUUCCUGAGGCUGACACAGUCGCAGAGCCUCCCAGCGACCUAUGAAGUCAGGGGGCUAUGUGGCUGGGGGCCUGGAACACUCUGCCUCUGUCUCUCUGAAGACAGUCACAGGCAUUUACCGUCAGGAGCGAGGUCUGAAGCUGAGGGCAAGCUCCAGGAACACAUUAAGGCCAGCCUGCGAGAUGGCCGAGUCUGGGAGGCGGUGAGCGCGCCCAGCACGAGGAUGACCGCACAGGAUGACUUGGGGCUGAGAGGUCACGGCAGUCACAGGAUUUAUGAAAACAAGAUGUGGAUCUUCUUUAGGACCCUGUUUCUCGGCUUCUGUUCUGAGCUGCUCCGGGCCCAGAGCCUCCCAUGCCCUCUGGAUGACUGGUAUCCCAGUUACUGCCGUUUUAGGAGACAAACCAGGAUUUUAGUUUCUACAGCAGACAGACAGGAAACCCCAGCCCUCAGAGCAGCAACAGCCAGUGUCAUCCAGAGACCCACGCACAGGAGGGAGACAGAACCGGCGGUGGUGAUACCUACUAACUUGGCCCAGCGACCUCUGAAGAGCAGAAGAGGUGAGCUGGCUGGACGGAGAUGCAGAAGUCGGUAUGACAAAAGAGGUCCAUGACCGCACAGUCACAUGGCGGGCUCCCCCCAGCUCCUCCCACCACACCCUCCGGAGAAGGCUGAGGGUCUGAGCGAGGGGCGGCAGCCCUCCAGCGAAGAAGAGCCCAGCCGUCCGGAAGGUGGUCCCGCCCAGACAGCAAAUGGCUCUGGUGAAACCCUUGUCUUCCCCUGAUAUUUGGGUUGAAAAAGGCUCUUGUCCCUGCAACUCCUGAUGAAAGAGGGCCAUUCAGAGAGAG